GUUGGAUGAAUGUCCAAACUUUUGAAACAAGUUGCCCGCCCGUCUUUGGCCUUUUUUUUUUUCUUUUCUCAAAAAUAGAUAUGCUAAGCCUUGCAUUUAAACUUUAUAAAAUGCAAACUCCAAAUUCAAUCAACCACUACCUGAUCUGAGCCUGCUGCCUGCCCAGAACAAAACAUUCCGGAGCCCAAAAAAUUUGGUUGCUAAAGGCAAUGUACAAGAAAAUCCUAAAAGACAGAAGUGGAUGGCGGGGAAUUUAAUUCAAACGAGCAGAUGAGCAAAAGCAAACACGCUACCCUUUUCCUCCGCUCUUCUUUUUCUUUCUCCCUUUUUUUUUCUUCUUCUUCGAUGCUCGCGAGAUGUACGACCUUGUCUGUACGGUAGAAGCCGGAGCAUGCAUAAAAAAGUAAAAGUUCGGUACUCUAGUCGGCAUCGAACACGCCGGUUUUUUUCGAAAAUCCAAGCACAAAAGGAUGGCAUAAGGCCAGUCAGUUCUCGCUUGCUCGUCGAAUCUCACUUCCUCCGAACCGCCGCUUCCCCUGCUUCUCCCACCAUCGUUCUCCUUUCAAAUUCUAUGAGUCUUUAGGCUCUUCCGAGGGAGAGAUGAAAUGGGGAAGGAAGCAAGUCAAGCAGCAGCGAGAAGAGAAGAUCAACUCCAGCUUCAGCUUUUCCAUUUCCAACGUCCUUCCGCUAUCCUGGUUUUCGAAGCUAAGGAAUUUGACUUCCAAGCCCAAAACCCCGCCAUCCGAGUCCAAGCGAAGCACCGGACCUCUCUCCUUUCCGCCGCCGCCGCCUUCUCCUCGCCACUCCUCCGACUCCGACCACCUCUCCUUCUCCCCCGCCGUCCUCGACCUCCUUAUCGCCCGAUUCCCUGCCUCCUUCCAUGACGCCGACAACGCCCCCCGCCGGCGAUUCAUUGGGGAGGAUGACGGCCUUCUCGCCCAAGGCAGGACGAUUUACCGGCGAGGAAUCGCCAGAUCCGCCCGGCAUAACUCGGUGGGCCAGCGCCAGUCUAGGCCGCCGCCUUCGUUCUCCGACCCCCGAUCGGAAUUCCACGUCACCGAAUCGCAGCCGCUAGGCCACCUGAUCCCCUUCUCGAGGAGGUCGUCCCAGCGAUGGUCCCGGAAGCUCGAGCCCGCCUCAGAGGGCGAGAAGUCCGAGAGCGAUCCAGCGCGGGUGCGCCGGCGCCGGCGGCGGCGCCGGCGGCGGAGGAGGAGCAAGGCGGUAAGAGAAGGUGACGGAGCUUCGGGGGAAACGGAGGGGCUUCCGGCGCUGAGGACGAAGCCUUCUCUGGCCAGUGAUCCUUAUCGGAUGGCGGGGAAUCGUGGCGACGGAGAGGCGCGAAAGUCGUUCAGCGGAAGGAUCCGGCCCAAGGUUAGGGUUUGUUCCCCGCGGCCGUCGGCGGCAUCGAGGGUGGAGGUGGGAAGGAUCAAAGCGGCAACGGCGCGGAGGAGGGUGGAGGCGGAGGAGAAAACGGGGUUGGAGGGCUUCGCGGUCGUGAAGUGCUCGUGCGAUCCGCAGAAGGAUUUUAGGGAAUCGAUGGUGGAGAUGAUAUGGGAGAAGGGGAUCGGACGGCCGGAGGAGCUCGAGAGCCUGCUGGCGUGCUACCUGUCGCUCAACUCGGACGAGCACCAUGACGUUAUAGUAAAAGUUUUCCGGCAAGUCUGGUUCGACCUCAACCCGGAGCGGUUCAGCUCGCACCGGUUCGACGACUAACCGCUGGUUCUUGGUUAGGCUAAUUUAAUAUGUAUCACUGGCUCGUUCAGUUUCUUGAUCUACUUUAGCUUCUCUCUGUUUGCGAUAACAUAAGAAAGAUGAAGGGGUCCAGUUUUCAG
Molecule: messenger RNA, 1832 nt
Organism: Phoenix dactylifera (date palm)
Lineage: Eukaryota; Viridiplantae; Streptophyta; Magnoliopsida; Arecales; Arecaceae
Biological process (GO): negative regulation of DNA-templated transcription
Source: RefSeq, a predicted model, not a curated record